Recurvomyces mirabilis is the source of this 456-nucleotide messenger RNA. RefSeq lists its product as uncharacterized. NCBI's taxonomy places the organism in Eukaryota, Fungi, Ascomycota, Dothideomycetes, Mycosphaerellales, Teratosphaeriaceae. The record is from RefSeq and is a predicted model, not a curated record. The coding region runs from base 1 to 456 and encodes 151 amino acids. The transcript is spliced from 2 exons.
AUGCAGCACGUCCAGUCGGACAUUGCGAACAUGCCGGCGCUUACGCAUGAAGACGAAGCAUUUAUCGAACAUCUCAUGCGCAACGGCCACAAACCCUUGAGAAUUAUCGAGGCAUUUGAGCUCCUCGGCCGUGGCUCGCGAACAGCAAUCUAUGUCCGUACGAAGCGGUUCGAGACGAAUGGCACGGUCUUCCCAAUCAGCAAAGGGGGUCGACCGCGACUGAUCAGUCCUGAGAUCCGCGAGUUCAUCGUCGAAGUGCUGAAAAAGAAAGGUGGCAAAUGCCGCAUCGAUACUCUGCAGUCGAUGAUAGUCAAGCAGUAUGACCAGUGGUUCCAUACCGCGACGAUUGCACGGGCUGUCAGCGAAGCACGAGUAGCGCAUAACAUGGAAGAACCCAUUCCAGGCUACAUCGAGUUUGAUGCUUCAAUGCGCCAACGAGGCACAGCGCCGGAAUGA